Molecule: messenger RNA, 3252 nt
Organism: Fundulus heteroclitus (mummichog)
Lineage: Eukaryota; Metazoa; Chordata; Actinopteri; Cyprinodontiformes; Fundulidae
Gene: pnpla3
Product: patatin-like phospholipase domain containing 3
Exons: 9
Coding region: 114-1529 (471 amino acids)
Biological process (GO): positive regulation of triglyceride catabolic process; lipid homeostasis; triglyceride catabolic process
Cellular component (GO): membrane; lipid droplet; cytoplasm
Molecular function (GO): triacylglycerol lipase activity
Source: RefSeq, a predicted model, not a curated record
GUUGUUUAUAAACCAGUCGUUUCUCUCUGUGUCCCGGCCAGCUGCUCCAGCCCGCGUCCUGUACUCUCCGUUCUGUUCCAGCUCAGGGUUCCCCAGCCGGGGUAUGUCCCGCCAUGUUCGACCUAAAGGGCGGCUGGAACCUGUCUUUUGCCGGCUGCGGCUUCCUGGGGAUCUACCACAUCGGAGUCGCCAGCUGCCUGCUGGAGAAAGCCCCCUACCUUGUGAAGGGGGCCACCAAGCUGUACGGGGCCUCGGCCGGGGCUCUCACUGCCUCAGUGCUCGCGAGCCAGGCAUGCAUAGCUAAAUGCUGCGAGGACGUCAUUGAAGUGGCGAAGGAAGCCAGGAAGAGAAACCUGGGCCCGCUCCACCCAACCUUCAACCUGGUGAAGGUCCUGAGGUCUGGCCUGAACCGUGACCUGCCCUCCGACGCGCACGUCCUGGCCUCGGGCCGGCUGUGCGUUUCCCUGACCAGAGUGGCGGACGGGGAGAACGUGCUGGUGUCAGAGUUCAGCUCCAAGGAGGAGCUCAUACAGGCGCUGGUCUGUAGCUGCUUCAUCCCCAUCUACUGUGGACUGAUCCCGCCAUCCUUCAGAGGAGUGCGGUACGUUGACGGUGGAAUCAGCGAUAACCUGCCUCAGUCAGAGCUGAAGAACACCAUCACCAUCUCUCCCUUCUCCGGUGAAAGCGACAUCUGUCCUCGGGAUAACUCCACCAGCUUUCAUGAGCUGCGCUUCACUAACACCAGCAUCCAGAUGAACAUGGGGAACCUGUACCGCCUCAGCAGAGCUCUGUUUCCCCCAGAGCCUAAGGUCCUGGCAGAGCUGUGUCAGAGUGGUUAUAAGGAUGCUCUACGCUUCCUCGAAGACAACAACCUGCUGAUCCCGGAGUGUCCCAGUCCCACCCUGUCAGACGGCUCCAUCAGCUGCUGCUCAGAGCCUGCCGAAACGACUAAAGAGUGGGUGCUGCGCAGACUCCGCCUGCUGCACAACAAGCACUGGUGGCUGGAUGAACAAAUUGUUCUGCCCACCCAGAUAAAGAAAGUGUUCUGUGAGGCCUGCCAAGACAAAUCAGGCCUUUACGCCAAGGUGUCGGGGUUGCUGCCAUUAAGAGUUGCUUCCUACAUGCUCAUGCCAUACACGCUUCCUGUCCAGUCUGCAUACUCCGCGGCCCAGAGGUUUGUGGAGUGGAUCCCAGAGGUGCCUGCUGAUGUGCGCUGGCUGUUUGGGGUAGCAGGUGACGUGUAUAGACAGGCCUGGAAAACUAACCCAGCCGGCUCUACCAGUGAGCGGUGCCUGAGGAAGUGCUUGAGUGUCCCGCCGCUGCCUUCAGAGACUGAAACUCCCAGACAGACCUUUGUGCCUGCUCUUUCUUCUCUUGACCUCCACAGCCACUACUGGGAAGUCCCAUCAUCUACCUCCUCCUCUUCCUCCUCCUCCCACCACCCCUCUCUCACUGCCCCGUCCUCUCCACAGCAAGUCUGCUUCUUUGUGGGCUCGCAGGAUGAACCUCAGAGCCCAGCACAGCAGUGAAAGACAUUCAGAACCUGGACUAUGGUCUGGAUUUCAUUAACACUCUGCUCCCUCUGGAUGACGUUAAGGUGGACUGAUGGGUGGUAAAAAAAUUCUAACCAACACGGUUGGUCACAGUUAGAGUGAACACCUCAAGCUGCACUGCGGGAAAUAUAUUUCUAUGAGCAAUCAGCAAGACCUGGCACAGCCCUCUGGGGAACAUACGUGUGUGUGUGUCAUCCAGGGUGUCAGGAAAGCAAAACUACCUGUUAGCUGUAUAUUUGCAGCUAUGUUCUAUUUAUUUCGGUGCUUCUAUCGAUCAAGACUUUUAUUUCUCUGGCCAUAACCUGAUCCGUCUCUCCAUCAAGACAGGGUUUCACUGUGAUGAGAUUUCAGCAGGUGCCUUAAGAUGGCUUCCGUGUAAGUUUUGGAGGUGAUAGAAAGUUCCAGGUGGAUUGUAAUCUUUAAAAAUGUGGUAAAUAGGAAGUUUGCUUUCAGUGGUUUUCAACUUUGUGUGUGGAAAAAAACACGGGAAAAUAGUUUGGUGUCCCCACUGCAUUGCAUUUUCUGAAAUGUAAAACAGAUCUGGAUUUCUAAAGCUGGUUACUAAACACUGCUUGUUUUUGUAGUUACUUUAAAGGAGCAAUAAGUAAGAAAUUGACUGUAAAAUCAACCUAAUUCAUUCUCAUUUGUCACCUGGCAUUGAAGUAACAUUCCCUAUAAACUAUCAGACUUCUCUAUCAACAAUGUAUUUCACAUGUUCUUCUCCUUUCUGGUCCCUGAGCCAAUCAUAUAAGGGUUCCCAAAACAGAGCGCAGCAUUUGGUAUUUUAUCUUGGCAAUAGAGCAGCAGCCUACAAACGUGGAAGCCAGUAAGAGAAGCGGGCCAGAAACAGAACAUCAUCUUAUACCUAUUCUGUGUAAGUUAAACUUCUGUGGACUUUCAUAGCAGCAACGGACCGCUGAGGAAACGGCCGACUGUGGCAGGCUGUUAUUCCCAUUUGAAACACCAGGUCUCAUCGUUACUUAUUGUUUUAUUAAAAUAAGGGCACAGUAUUCAUUCCUAUUAUUUUAUUUGAAUUUGUAAACUUGCUGUUGAAGGCUCAAAAGUCUGUAAGACUGGAGUUUUCCAUCCAGUCUUUUUUCAGUUUGCUUAUAGUCGAUUCCCAUCCAGCCCACACACAAAUGCAUUACCAUUUCAAUACAAUGUCAUUCAAUUCAGUGGGCGUUUUUUUAUAUGGGCCACAUGGCUGUUUGCCAAUUAGAUUGUGCUUGAUGAGUAAUAAUUUUGUGUUUCAGAAAUACCAAGUAAGAUAGUUACAUUUGUUUGUGAUUGAUUAUAGCUCAUUGGUGCCUGUCAUCCCGGCCUUUCCAUUGCUGAUCAAAUUCCCAGCCUACAAGAUAAAAGUGCUCCUUUAAAAAAUGUCAAAUAAACAACUGAUGGGAUCCCAGCACAUUUAACUAGAUAGAACACAGCAUAACAAUAUCAAGUUAAAUAGUUUGACCUUGAUGAUUUUGCAGCUGCAGGGCUGCAACAUUGGCCUGGCCCUGCUAUGAAUGAGCCGAACAAUGAGCAAAGGUUUUAUCAGAGCUGGUUUUACGGUCUGAAAUACUGAUGGCUGAGAAGUAGAAUGUCAAACCUUUUCAUAAAUUAGGUUUAUUUGUUUCUACUUUUCAAUUUAACAAUGCUGUAUUGCAUUAUUUCCCUUAAUCUAUUAAAAUUCUGCAAUACUGUCUUCCUAUGA